Molecule: messenger RNA, 1698 nt
Organism: Podospora pseudopauciseta
Lineage: Eukaryota; Fungi; Ascomycota; Sordariomycetes; Sordariales; Podosporaceae
Exons: 1
Coding region: 1-1698 (565 amino acids)
Source: RefSeq, a predicted model, not a curated record
AUGCUAAGCGACGACAACCCUGUUUCGUCCUCCCCACAACCUCCCAGGUCUGGCCAGACUGUUCAUCCUAUCCUUCCUGCUCAACAAGCAGCAGCCGUGCCAGAAGCCCGCGCCUUACGAGGAUCAUCAGCUGGCAGUAGCCAGGAUAAUGGAUACGGCUCUCCACGCCAGGAGCUUGAGCGGCGCGCGACGGUAACACCAAAUCCACCACCACCACCACCACCAGCAUCGGCGCACCAGCAGUCCUCGCCCUUUAGCUUUAUCGCGCCGAAGCCAUCUCUUCCGCCCUUCUCGGAAUAUCACAGCGGGUAUUCUGAUGCCGACCUCGAAGAAUCCUCCUCCACCUGUCCAUCACCGUCACCCUUUGGGCCACCACAUAAUAAACAUCUACACCGCCGGCAGCAGUCAUUCCCCAACUUGUUCCCCCUGGCACUGCGGAACCAAAGCCGGACCCCUUCCCCGACGAGGAAGAAGACGCACCAUCAACGAUUUCCGUCUGAACAAAUGCCAUACACAGGAGAAGGGAGGAUACGCCAAAGGGCGGAAAGCCCACGAUCAGGCCUGGCAGGGUGGUUAAGUGGAACAGCAGCAGGGUCAGCGCUGGGGAUGACCCCGAACAGCAGCAUUGAUGACCGGACCAACAACAACAACUCCAGCACCACCCCGACAACGGGUGGCAAUGAUAAAAAUCAAAUUUCUGAAGCCCCUGACAUGAUGACACCCACCCGUCCCCCCCCUCAACGAUCAUCUCUCCCACCACCUCCCACCCCAAAAACAGCCACCACCACUCCCGCAGGAGGAGGAGGAGGGACUAUGACAUCGCGGUUCAUGUCGGCCUUUACAUCCCGCUUCACAGCCCCAACCACACCGACAACCUCGACAAUGGAAGCCGCUGACGAGCUGUUGACGCUCAACAUUGAAACCGCCUUGUUUCCCCCUUCCUCCACCCCAGGAAACGAAACAUUCUCCCCCGCCGCCUUUAAAAACUUUCAAGCCAACGCUGUCGGGUUGCUGACUAAAUACCAAACCGCCUACAAAUCCCAGUCAGGCACAAUCCACAACCUACGUCAGGAACACUCCGCCCAGAAAGACGAGCUGGAAGAGGCGGAAACAAGGGCGAAGCACCUGAAAUUUCAACUGGAAAACAUGGCCAAGGAGCUGGCGGAGCAGCAGCACAAGGUUCGGGCAUUAACUGAAGAACUCCAGCACGAAAGGGAGAGGAGUAAAGCCCCCUCUGUGGUGUUAUCUGAAGAUCUCGGUGUUGACAAAAUCCGGCAUCAUAAGCGCCGCAGCGGGGAGAGCUGGUCAGCGGAUGAUGACGAGGAGGUGGAGAGCGCGGAGAGUGAAAGUGUGUUUAGCAGUAGGUGUAGGAGCCCGGUGCCGGAGACGCCUGUACAGGGGGGGUUUCCCGGGGGGAAUAGUAAGUUGGGCACGCCAAUAACUAGCAGCACGACGCCGAGACAGCAGACGCAGCAGCCGAAGCCGGUGACGAUGAAUGCCUUUCAAAAGAUUUUUAGGGGGGUGGUGGCGGCCGGGGAGGAAGGGGGGUGUAGGAACUGCAAAGGGCAGGAUGCGAGUGUGGCUUGGGAUACGGUUGGCUUGCUGAGGGAUGAGAAUAGACAGCUCAAGACACGGGUGGGGGAGCUGGAGGGGGCGGUGGAAGGGGCAUUGGAUUUGGUUAAUGGGAUUGGCAUGUGA